Messenger RNA from Bradysia coprophila, 279 nucleotides. Its product is annotated as histone H2B-like. NCBI's taxonomy places the organism in Eukaryota, Metazoa, Arthropoda, Insecta, Diptera, Sciaridae. The record is from RefSeq and is a predicted model, not a curated record.
AUGCCACCAAAGACAAGCGGAAAAGCUGCGAAGAAGGCCGGCAAGGCACAAAAGAACAUUUCGAAAGGCGACAAGAAGAAGAAACGCAAGCUUUCGUUAAUGAUAUUUUCGAAACGCAUUGCUGCCGAAGCAUCUCGUUUGGCUCACUACAACAAACGAUCGACCAUCACCAGUCGGGAAAUUCAAACCGCUGUUCGUCUGUUGUUGCCUGGUGAAUUGGCCAAGCACGCUGUCAGUGAAGGCACAAAAGCCGUCACCAAAUAUACCAGCUCCAAGUAA